AUGACCAUCUUCAAAGACUUUUAUAUCUUCCGCGACUCGGCCCUCGCUUCCAACCUUGCUUCGCCCUUUUCAGUGGGUCCGGUAGAUAUUCUGAGGAAGUUGGAGACGAUUGGAAGGGCAAGGUAUACGGGUGACCACCAGUUCCAUCAUGACUUGUCGUUGGCGAUUAUUAGCCUUAAGGAUGCCCAUGCUUCUUAUGCUGCCAAAUGCUACAACAACUACCUUUUCUCACAGCCCUUGACUCUUUAUGCACCUGUUGUGAACGGUCAGCAGGUCAUCCAAGUCUACUCGGACUAUUCCAGCAGAAAUUACGACGGAUGUACGGUGCAAACCAUUGACGGAGAGGACGCAUUGACACAUAUCAACGCCUGGGCUGAUGCCAACAUGGACUUUGCCAAGGAUGCCGGCGUCCAACUGAACAAUGCCCUGGCGUCCCUGAAAUUCGAUCCUACCAGCAGAACAUUCGAGAUAGUCGACGGGGACUUUUCCUUGCGCACCAUGCUCCCCGAAAAGGCACAUAUUGACUAUGGUCUUGUCUGCCCCAACUCGACCACUGUUAUUCCUAUCCGAGACGCCUGGAGCAUUUUUCCUUUGACUGAGAUCGAGUUUAGUAGUAUCCAGACCUUUGUCCAGAACGUCUGUGAGACUCCUCCUAUCACCUCGAAUGGUUCCCGUAAGAAGCGCCAACUCUUUCAACCAGAAGAACAUCCUUUGAUCCCGCAAGUCAAGAAGAAUCCCUUCAAGCAGGCGAACAUCAUUGUCAACGAUGCUGCCGGUCUUCCUUCACAAGAACACAUCAAGUCCGCCGCCGUUUUUGGUACCCCCGGUCAAGCAGCAGUCGUCUACCGCCUCGAUCAGAGACCUGAUGUGGGUGUUGUCCACGUCUGGACUCACGACAUGGAUGACGAUAUUGCAGAGUUGACCAAUCUUGCCAACAACCUUGUUACUCUCUCCCAGAACGGCGUCCGCAACAUCAUCAUUGACUUUCAGGGCAAUUUUGGCGGUCUCGUCAGUUUCGCCUCGACAUUGGUCCAGCUGUUCUUCCCGAACAAAGGCCCUCUCGACAAGACCUUCACCUCCAGCCUUCGUGUUACAGAGUCGAUCCAACAGCUGUCAACCGCGUUGUGGAACUCUUCCAGUAGCCUCUAUGACGCGACAAGCUUUUACGACUAUGCGGGUCGAAACCUCUACACCGAUAACGACCUCUUCAUGAACGCGACCACUUCGAUCCGCAACGGCCGUAGCGCCAACUACACCGAGACCACCACUUUAAAGCCCACUGUCCUCUCAGCUAUCCAAGAAUUGGCCUCCUUACCUUGGACAAACAAUGCCUCCAACAUCCGUCUCCUAACCGACGGCCGCUGCGGCUCCUCCUGCUCCAUGUCAACCUUCUUUCUAACUCAAUUCAACAAGGUCAUCUCCUACGCCGUCGGCGGCACAUUCGGUGAACCCCUCUCUUCCUCCUCCUUUCCCGGUGGUGCUGUCACGUCGCUGAACAAGGUGUACGAUUUAUAUGUUGCUGCGAAUGUCCCCAGUCCGUUCAAGCCCUUGCCAUAUAAUGGAGAUGUCCGGUACCCGGCCUUGGAGGUGUUUGCGCCUGGUAGUAAUGUGCCACUGGAAUAUGAUACAAAGUACUUUGGGUCGGAUUAUCGGUUGGAUUAUACUCCGCAGAACUCCAAGAGGCGUGAAGUGAUGUGGGAGCAGGUCGCUGCCUCUGCCUGGCCAUUAUAA
This is a messenger RNA of Linnemannia hyalina, 1731 nucleotides long. Lineage: Eukaryota; Fungi; Mortierellomycota; Mortierellomycetes; Mortierellales; Mortierellaceae. The record is from the annotation of a GenBank genome assembly.